AUGGUUUCGCUGGUCGUCCUGGGCAGGGGUGGCCGUUGGGAGCAGGCGUGCCUGAUGCUCCAGAAGAUGCAGCUGGCGCGCGCUGCUGUAGGCCCGGUGGAGCUCAACGCGCUUCUCAGCGCCUGCGCAGACAGGGCCCGUUGGGAGCAGGCGCUGGCGGCGCUGGACUCUGCGGCCAGCCAGGGCACCCUGCCGGACACGAUCAACUUCAACGCCACGAUGAACGCUUGCGCCAGGGCCUCGCGGUGGGAUGCCGCGCUGCGGUUGCUGGCUGGAGUGGCUGGAGCGGCGCUGCGGCCAGAUGCGGCCAGCUUCAGCACCGCAAUCAGCGCGUGCGAAAAAGGAAGCCGCACAGGCCAGGCAUUGCGCGCACUGGCGGCCAUGCGCUGUGCAGCCCUGCAGCCAGACGCCGUAGCUUUCAGCGCUGCGGUGAGCGCCUGCGAGAAGGGCGGCUUCUGGGAGUCCGCGCUGCAGCUCCUGGUCGACAUGCGGCGCGCUUGGGUGCGCGUGGACGGCAUCGGCUGCAACGCCGCCAUGAGCGCCUGCGAGAAGGGCGGGCGGUGGGAGCUCGUGCUGUGCCUGCUCCGCGACGCCUCGGCCGCGGCAGCCCUGCGCGUGGACCCUGUGGCGUUCAGCGCGGUCGCGGGGGCCUGCGCGCGGGGCGCGCGCUGGGGCGCCGUGCUGGGGCUUCUGGCGCACAUGCGGCGCGCCACGCUCGGGCGCGACGUGGUCUGUCUCACUGCCGUGGUCGAGACGCUGGAGCUCGGCGGUGUGCCGCACCUCGCCCCCUCCGCCCUCGACGAGCUGUGCCGCCUCACUGGGGCGCAGAUGGCCGUGCCCCCGCCGGGGGUGGCCCGCGCCCGCGCCCACGCCGCGUCCACCGGCGCGCUGGCCACGCUGCACGGCAGCGGCGCGGCCCCC
Molecule: messenger RNA, 921 nt
Organism: Prorocentrum cordatum
Lineage: Eukaryota; Dinophyceae; Prorocentrales; Prorocentraceae
Source: the annotation of a GenBank genome assembly